Molecule: messenger RNA, 1625 nt
Organism: Caenorhabditis auriculariae
Lineage: Eukaryota; Metazoa; Nematoda; Chromadorea; Rhabditida; Rhabditidae
Source: the annotation of a GenBank genome assembly
AUGGAGGACGAAGCGCGGGAGAAGGCGUUUCGGUUCGUCGCCUACUCUGCGGUCUCCUUCUCGCUGGUCGCACUCGUCGCCGUCUUCGUCACGUUGCCGCUCGUCAACCACUACAUCCACUCUGUUCAUCUCCGAGUCCAUGACGAGAUGGAGUUCUGCAAGGUCGGUCUGAGUGUGGCUUUGUCUCUUGAAAAUCAGGGAUAAUGAAAACUUCUGAAAGAGCUCUUAUAGUUUUGGCAUGUUCUUUGAAUUUCGAGAAUUAGCAAAGGUUUUUGAAAGUUUAAUUUUUUUAAUUGGAACAAGAAAAUUCCUAAUUUCAUGCAUUUUUGUGUUGUAAGCCCCUUUUUUGGUACAGUUAGAAUAUUUUAGUGACCUCGUGUUCGAGCAGUAUUUUCCAUUCAUACAGAAACGGUUUUCUCAAACGAAAUAUUUAAAAAAAGCUAAACAAGUCGCUUGAAUCAAUAGUUAUGACGCGAUCGAUAAUACGGCUUCGCAUACUUUUUUUUAACCCGUUACAAAGCGUGUUCAAACUUUUAGUUGUUUUUGCAAUAAUUUUUUAAAUGAAUUUCCCAUAACUUUAAUUACAUUUUUUAAAGUUUACCAGGGUAAAAACGGGAUCUUCAGUCAUGACACAAAUAAGUUCUUUUCCCUCAACAGAGAUAUAUCUCAGACCGGAAGAAAAAGUGUUCAAAAAUGGCUGAUAUUCGUGUUAUUUGCAGCUCUCGGCAAAAGACGUGAUGGUGGAGAUGCACAACUUCCGCACGGCUCCCAACAAGAAUUUGCCGUUCUUCCUCCGGCGUUCGAGCAACGAAACGCGACACAAACGUGAAGCCGCCGCUUGCACAGGUAAUAUUCAUAACUUCUGCUUUUUCAUAUUUUUAUUAUCUUCAGGUUGCUGCCUUCCUGGUCUUCCUGGACCCGAUGGACCGCCAGGAAAGAACGGAGCGCCCGGACGACCAGGUGCUCCAGGAGCUCCUGGAUUCCCUGGAAGACCACCAGCGUAUGAUUACUUGAAAUUGCGGAGAGGAAACGGACUUUUUCAGAAUUUGCGUCGAGGUAACUGAACCACCAUGCAAUCCAUGCCCGCCAGGAGAACCUGGACCGCCCGGACCUGCCGGAGAUUCCGGAGCUCCUGGACAACCGGGACAUCCUGGCCGCAACGGAAACGAUGGACCAGCUGGACCCCAAGGUCUUUCUUUAUUACUCUGACUUUCGCUAAAAGCAAUUGUUUCCAGGACCACCCGGACCGCCAGGAAACGGAGGAGAUGUUGGUCGAGACGGAGCUCGUGGAGAGCCAGGAAGACCGGCCUUCUCGACUCCAGCCAUUCCCGGAGACCCAGGAGCACCAGGAGAGCCAGGACCACCAGGACUUCCAGGAGACCAAGGACAGCCAGGUUAAACUCCUUUUCUUUCUAUUUCCAUAGAUUCUUCAGGUCGCCCCGGUUCUGACGGACAGAUGGGACCACAAGGACCACCUGGACCACCAGGAUCUCAAGGGAGCUCCAGGUCAAGUCGGACCUCCUGGCCAGGCUGGUCAGCCAGGACCUCAAGGAGAACGAGGAAUUUGCCCCAAGUACUGCGCUCUUGACGGCGGCAUCUUCUUCGAAGACGGAACUCGGCGAUAA